This is a messenger RNA of Diachasmimorpha longicaudata, 2781 nucleotides long. It is a transcript of the gene mts, whose product is annotated as serine/threonine-protein phosphatase 2A catalytic subunit alpha isoform. NCBI's taxonomy places the organism in Eukaryota, Metazoa, Arthropoda, Insecta, Hymenoptera, Braconidae. Gene Ontology annotation, cellular component: cytosol. The transcript is spliced from 6 exons. Bases 204 to 1133 code for a protein of 309 amino acids. The record is from RefSeq and is a predicted model, not a curated record. Gene Ontology annotation, molecular function: protein serine/threonine phosphatase activity. Gene Ontology annotation, biological process: mitotic cell cycle.
CUGAGAAUCGGCCAUUUUGUGAGUGUGUACUCCGAAACGGUGAUAUUUGUGUUGGGUGGGCAGGCAUUUUUCACUAAAACUAAAACCGAUGAUUUAGUCUCAGCUCUAACAAUUAAUUCGUAGAUUAAAUUGGAUUUCAAAUUACAUGUGCUUGAGUGUUAGGUUUACGAUUUGAUAUAAAUAAAUAAAUCUGUGGGAUUACGAUGGAGGAGAAGGCAUCACUCAAGGAGCUUGACCAGUGGAUAGAACAGUUAAAUGACUGCAAACAACUGACAGAAAGUCAAGUUAAAAGUCUCUGCGACAAGGCUAAAGAGAUACUGGCCAAGGAAUCCAAUGUCCAGGAGGUCAAAUGUCCAGUAACAGUAUGCGGUGACGUUCAUGGACAGUUCCAUGAUCUGAUGGAGCUGUUUCGAAUAGGUGGCAAAUCACCCGAUACAAACUACCUGUUCAUGGGGGAUUACGUCGACCGUGGAUACUACUCCGUUGAGACUGUAACCCUUCUUGUUGCACUAAAAGUGAGAUACCGGGAAAGAAUAACUAUUCUUCGUGGUAACCACGAGUCAAGGCAAAUAACACAAGUCUACGGUUUCUACGACGAAUGUCUACGUAAAUAUGGAAACGCCAAUGUGUGGAAAUUUUUUACCGAUUUAUUUGAUUUUCUGCCAUUGACUGCGCUGGUCGACGGUCAAAUAUUCUGUUUGCACGGUGGUUUGUCACCUUCAAUCGACACCCUUGAUCACAUUCGUGCACUAGACCGUCUCCAAGAAGUGCCACACGAGGGACCAAUGUGUGACCUCCUAUGGUCGGAUCCCGACGACAGAGGAGGAUGGGGUAUCUCACCACGUGGUGCUGGAUACACAUUCGGCCAAGAUAUAUCUGAAACAUUUAAUCAUUCAAAUGGUCUGACUCUCGUAUCAAGGGCUCACCAGCUCGUUAUGGAGGGCUACAACUGGUGUCACGAUCGCAAUGUCGUUACAAUAUUCUCAGCCCCAAAUUACUGUUAUCGUUGCGGUAAUCAGGCUGCGAUUAUGGAGCUGGAUGAUGCUUUGAAAUAUUCAUUCCUUCAGUUCGAUCCAGCCCCAAGACGUGGCGAGCCACACGUAACCAGACGGACGCCCGACUACUUCCUGUAAGAUGGUUCACCCCCUGGGAGGAUAGAUUUAUAAGGUGAAUUGUUUCUCAUUAUAUUCGGUGGAAAUACACUCUUGCAUCAAGCCACAAUCUGUGAAUUUUUGGAGAAUCAAAUGGUCGUUCUGAUGACCAUUUCUAUUGAUAAGGAUUAAUUAUGCUUAUGGAUAAUUAAAUUGUAUAAUGCAAGCCAAAACAAUCCAGCGAUGUUGUGUCGUAUCAUUCACUACUAUUGAAGAUAAUUGUGUGAGUCAUUCCAAAGAGACAAUUUGACAAAAAAGACAAAGUAAAAAUGAAAUAAUUUUUUUUUUCAAUUUCAUGUUCUUCAGUUUUUGGUAAAUAUCUUAAAAUCUAAUGGGAGGUGCGAUUUUUUGUUAUACUCCUGUCUACAGACAAAAAUGAAGGUGGAGUGUGAUAUCUUCACAAAAAUAUCGCUAUCUCGUUUAAUUCCGAAGGUAUUCACGAAACCCUGAAUUACGAACGAAAUUAACAUUUCUCAUUACAGAAUCUCAAAGCCAUGAAGAACUAUUCUAAACCAAUCAACACGAUAGAGAAAUGUAUUCAUAGGAUGUAUUCAUAAGCAUGCAUAAUGGAAUAAUGAAAAAAAAUAUUGUAGUGCUCGUAGAGUGGCUUUCAGAUAGGAAUAACCGAGAAAAUCUGAAAAUUGAGGAAAAUUUGAAACCCGAGACAGAUGAGGCACAAGUCGAGGGUUUAAUUGCGCAUCGUAGAUAAUUUAAAAAUAAUAUAGUGAAUAGCGCAGAAGACGAAAUGAAUCAUAAAAAUAUCGCCCGACCUGCGGGCGACGCCUGAGCAUUUUUUCCCCUCAUUUUGUAUCACAUGAAACGUAAAAUGAUCAAUGAAAAAUGAAAAUAAUACAUGAGAGUGAAUUUUUUCCUACAAAAUGUUUUAAACAAUGAGUGAAUCAUCUGCAGGAUUGUACUAGAUUUGUGGGUGGGUACUUGAUACAGAACACGAAAAAAAUAGACCCUGAUGUAUAGAUAAUUUUGUAUUUACUCUAUUUAUUGUAUUCAGAUGAUUCUCACGUUUUGCGUAACUCUUCGACACAUUGCCUGAUUUUUUUAAACUUCAGAAGAUGCUUUUGUGUCUUUUAGCAUUAUGUUUACUCAAUCUUGUCGAAUUCGUGAUAAUUCACAGGAAUUUUAUAUUUUUUCGGAAUUAUUUGUGAAUUAAAUUGAGUUCAUUUGAUCGAAAGAGCAAAUUUUGGCAAGCUGACAGAUUAACUUCAGACUCUGUUUAUUUGUGAUUCAAUCCAACUGCCGAUUGUGUAAUAAAAUAGUUUUUCGUUGCUGAAAUAAUAGGAAAAAUGUAAAUAGGAGGCUUCAUUCGAGAUGAAACUUUCAAUUCUAUUAAAUUAAUGAAGUUCUGUUCAUGGGAAUUAAUUUAUCACCGUGUGAUAAGAAAAAUUCAUAUGUCAGCUUGUUAAAUUUUCACGAUUGCAACACAGGUCAAACACAAAACACAGUGGCUCUGCAUAUUUCUCAUUGAUGAGAACCUGAUACAUCAAAAGUUUAUCAACAUGUACUUGUGAAGCGAAUAAUUCGCCUUCUUCUUCGUACCUCUUACAAUCACCUGAUUUUAUUCUUUAAUUCAGAAACGGAGAAAUAAAUUCUAACAAAAAAAUCAUAAAUUAAA